Lampris incognitus (smalleye Pacific opah) is the source of this 3121-nucleotide messenger RNA. RefSeq names its product v-ral simian leukemia viral oncogene homolog Ba (ras related) (gene ralba). Bases 475 to 1104 code for a protein of 209 amino acids. The record is from RefSeq and is a predicted model, not a curated record. The transcript has 5 exons. Gene Ontology annotation, biological process: Ras protein signal transduction. NCBI's taxonomy places the organism in Eukaryota, Metazoa, Chordata, Actinopteri, Lampriformes, Lampridae. Gene Ontology annotation, molecular function: GTPase activity; GTP binding; GDP binding. Gene Ontology annotation, cellular component: plasma membrane.
AGUGGGCGUUUCCACGCAGCUGCGAUGGCAGCUACUGCUACACUGGUUAAGCGAAAAACUUAAGCGAGGUAGCAUUAAGAUUACGGAUAAAACUCGGUAGAGGAGAAAUUAAAAGGUUUUAGCUCACGUAGCGGCUGGCGGAGCCGCCGUACUACCCACUCGUCGACUGAGUUCGUCGUGUCACGUGGUUUCCGAGAGGGUGUCCACGGAGACGCCUGACCGGAAGGUGGGGUUUUUUCUUCUUCCUCGCAGCGGACGGCGGUGGGCUCGUCUGGAUGUCGGCGGACCGAUGCCUGGGCGCACUGUCGAUGAAAUCGUCAAGAUAGCACAAAAGCGAGGGGACAAGUAGAAUUCCUGCUCCGGCAGCAUCAGUGUUUGGAGUUCAGGAAGGAGCGUGUGUGCGUGCGUGUGUGUGUGUGUGUGUGUGUGUGUGUAAAUGAGUGAGUGUAUGUGAGGGAGAAAAAGAAGAACCUAAUGAUGGCUACCAGUAAGAAUAAAAACCAGAGUUCCCUGGCUUUGCACAAAGUCAUCAUGGUGGGCAGUGGAGGUGUAGGGAAGUCCGCCCUCACCCUGCAGUUUAUGUAUGAUGAGUUUGUGGAGGACUAUGAGCCCACUAAGGCAGACAGCUACAGGAAGAAGGUGGUGUUGGACGGGGAAGAGGUCCAGAUCGACAUCCUGGACACAGCGGGUCAGGAAGACUACGCUGCCAUCAGGGACAACUACUUUCGCAGUGGAGAAGGGUUUCUUCUGGUUUUCUCCAUCACAGAGCAUGAGUCUUUCACCGCCACCGCAGAGUUCAGGGAGCAGAUCUUGCGGGUGAAGGCAGAGGAGGACAAGAUCCCUCUCCUGUUGGUGGGGAACAAGUCGGACCUGGAGGAGCGGCGGCAGGUGACCAUAGACGAGGCGCGUGGCAAGGCUGAGGAGUGGGGCGUGCAGUACGUGGAGACAUCAGCCAAAACCAGAGCCAACGUCGACAAGGUAUUUUUCGACCUGAUGCGUGAAGUACGAGGCAAAAAGAUGUCGGAAAACAAAGACAAAAACGGCAAGGGGAAGAACAAGAACAAGAACAAGAAGAGCUUCAAAGAGAGAUGCUGUUUACUCUGAACUUGCUACGGACCUUCACAAUCCAGUCUAAUGGCCACAUUGGGGAGCAUGUCCAACGUUAGGGCGUUCUCCCUUUAAUGGUGCCAGAUAAAAUUUGUCAGAUUUCUUUUCUUCUUCCUAAUAGCUUGCCAUUUAGAGUGUAGAGCAGUCUCGACUUCUUUUUCAGACGAAACUAAAGGUUAAAUUCUGAUUGCUUGAUAGGAAGGAUACCACUAUUUUGUGACUCUGUGACUCUGACCGUUGCCUAAGUGGCUUAUUAAAAGCCGAUGACCAAACUGCCACUGACACUAACUCCAGAUCUGCCUGAGACUUCCUCUACUGUUUUAUCCUGACAUGGAUUACACUGCCUCGGAUUUAAAUUCUGGGUGUUUUUUAGUUCAGGAUUAUGCCUAAUCUUUUUUUCCAGUAAAUAACAUGAUUCUUUGUUUAUAUUAGCACACAGAUCCAAUCAGCCGCGGUUCAGUCCCCCUUUGUUUAACAAGGAAACCUAUUUGCUGCUCUCCUUAAUAUCUGUGAUCGUUCAUGAUAACCGUUAAUACCGCCAUCGACCACGUCUGCUCCCUCGUGCGUUACAGCACUCGGUUGUCAAAUUCCCGUCUCAUCUCGUUUGCAAGCACACACACAACUGGAAGCGCAGGCCGGCUUGGAAAAUCUGACGAGCCUUUGUGAGCAGUCCUUACGCUGCCCUCUUCUGACACUGCUCUCACAGGGAGACGAAUGUAAUCUGUCCAUCACAGGAGUGCGUGGUAGUCUGUCUGCGGAGACGGCAGUCGUUCUAAUCGGGAGACUUGCUGCCAAGGUCAUAGGAACGAGGGCACGUUGCUGCCAUUUCUCCUCAGUCGCUGUAUGUUUACCAUAACGUGACCGCUGUUAAUUGCCUUGUAAUUUUUUUUUUCCAAAGCAGCUGCUGCGAAGUUCUUUUUCUUGUUGACAGUAACCACAGUUUACGGAGGGUGUGUAUUUAUCAUACAAAUUAGAGUUUUGUUUUUUUUUUGCAGAUAUUUUAUUUGCAGUUAGCUACGGACUAGCAAAUUGUCGUAGGUAAUCUGACUAAGGGGAGAGAAUGUACCGGGGGUGUUGUACGAUGGGUGGGUUUGGCGUAUUCCACGGCGCUGUUGCAUCCGGGGUUGUGUAGACGUUGAGAUCAUUUUGUCUUUGCACGCUAUGAACCUUGGCGUAGGUCAGCGUUUCCCAGCCCAGUCCUCAAGGACCCCCUAUCCUGCAGAUUUUCAUUGUAAACCUGGCUAGGUAGCCCUGCUUGUACUUACUCAACCAAUCAUCUCACAGCACUUAAUUAUGCAAGGUGUGCAACAUCUGACAUAAUUCAUUGCCGAUUGGUUGAAUAACCACAAGCGGGUACCUAUUCAGGGUUGCAAAGCACAUCUGCAGGAUCGGGGGUCCUUGAGGGCUGGGUUGGGAAACGCUGGCGUAGGUAAUGACAGCGCUCAGCAAAGCCAUCAUGCACCCGCUUCAUAAUGUUGUCGUAUUUGAUUAACAGACGUCAAACGGCUUCGUGUUUAUCCUUGGACUCUUGUCAGUUUUUACUCCAAGGUCUUUGCAGUAUGUGCACUACAUUUGCCUACACCUUUUAGAAAUGAGCUCGUACGAGGAUUCAUGCUGGAGAAUUUUGAAAAGGAUGUGCCAACAAAACAAAAAAAAAUUGAGAAUUAUGUCAAACUACUAGUUUCUCUAUGAGUAAUAUGUACGUGAAAUUAACCGGGUGGAUGUGCGUUGACGAGAAUGUGGGUCCUACUUUUUCUGUGUCUUUGUGAGUGAUGGCAACAGUUUAUCCGUUGUUGUCGAACUCCAUUAUUGUUCAACGAAGUGCUACAAAGAAGCAGGUAUUUUUUACCACUGCCCGAGUCAUUCUCUGAACGUGUCCCUCCUUUUCCUCUACUCGUAUUCUACUUUGAGGAUGCUUUGACCGUAAUGACAGGGAGGAAAAGACAGUAUUGGGCGUGACUUCAAAAUAAAAAUAUAAAAUUGCCAAAUAAAAGCUUUUUUUUCCUUUUCUUUU